AUCGUUUGUUUUCACUAUAAAGAAGCCGGAGAUGCUUUCAUUUUUGUACUCUUGCAUUCUCUGUUUACUCUCAUUUUCGUCGUUCCUUUUCGUCUCUCUGCUUCAUUACAAUACAUAUUAUCAGCGUGGAAUCAACGCACUUCGUAGCAAAAACUUCUGAAAAAUGGCGAACCCAAUUUCAUUCUUUCAACUGAACACCGGCGCUAAGAUCCCUUCCGUCGCUUUGGGUACGUGGCAAUCUGACCCCGGACUCGUCGGCGAAGCUGUCGCCACCGCCAUUAAGGUUGGAUACCGCCAUAUUGAUUGUGCUCAGUUCUAUGGCAAUGAGAAGGAGAUUGGUUUGGUUCUGAAGAAGCUGUUUGAAGAUGGUGUGGUGAAGCGUGAGGAUUUGUGGAUUACUUCCAAACUCUGGUGUACUGAUCAUGCUCCUGAAGAUGUUCCAGUGGCAUUGGAUAGAACUUUGCGAGACUUGCAGCUUGAUUAUAUUGAUCUAUACCUUAUCCAUUGGCCAGUCCGGAUGAAGAAGGGGUCUGUAGGCUCUAAGCCAGAAAACCUUGUUCAGCCAGAUAUACCUAGCACUUGGAAAGCAUUGGAAGCCCUCUACGAUGCUGGCAAAACUCGAGCUAUUGGUGUGAGCAAUUUCUCUUCAAAGAAAUUGGAAGAUUUGAUCAAGGUAGCACGUGUUCCUCCUGCUGUUAACCAGGUUGAGUGUCAUCCUUCUUGGCAGCAGACAAAGUUACAUGCAUUUUGUAAAUCCAAUGGAGUUCACCUUUCUGCAUUUUCGCCAUUAGGUUCUCCUGGCACGACACGGCUAAAGAGUGAUGUCCUCAAGAAUCCAAUUUUAGUUACAGUUGCGGAGAAAUUAGGCAAAACGCCUGCACAAGUUGCCCUUUGCUGGGGGCUGCAAAUGGGUCAUAGUGUGCUUCCAAAGAGUACAAAUGAAGCAAGGAUCAAAGAGAACUUUGAUGUCUUUGACUGGUCCAUACCCGACGACUUGUUCACCAAGUUCUCUGAAAUUGAGCAGGCAAGACUGAUUAAGGGGACCUCAUUCAUCCAUGAGACUUAUGGCGUAUACAGGACUAUUGAGGAACUCUGGGAUGGCGAAAUCUGAGCAGUUGGAUAAGUACUGGUUAUUGGAGACAGAAGCAAAAGCGAACAUUUGAUGUUUUAUCUUUAUGCUUGAUAUUUCAGUGAUAAAAAAAGAGUUUUAGAUGUCUGGUAAUGGUUUUUAUGGGGAGGAACCCUUUCAAAUGUGAAGUUUUAUGUUGGCAUAAUUGAAUACUAGUUAUGUUUUUUUC
This is a messenger RNA of Quercus robur (English oak), 1298 nucleotides long. Its product is annotated as NADPH-dependent aldo-keto reductase, chloroplastic-like. The coding region runs from base 164 to 1111 and encodes 315 amino acids. Gene Ontology annotation, cellular component: cytosol. The transcript is spliced from 8 exons. Gene Ontology annotation, molecular function: aldose reductase (NADPH) activity. The record is from RefSeq and is a predicted model, not a curated record. NCBI's taxonomy places the organism in Eukaryota, Viridiplantae, Streptophyta, Magnoliopsida, Fagales, Fagaceae.